UCUGCCCAAUGGAUCAUCAUAAUCAUCAUAAUCUCCAGGGUAAUAAUCCCACAGCCAUCGCUUCCGAUUUCCCCAUCGCGGUCAAUGGAAUCAUUUAGACAUAAAUCACACGACACAAUCCAAUAAUCUAUCGCUCUUGUUUUUUGAUAAAACAAUUGAAUUAUGUAGUCAUUUGAACACUUAGCACUAACCAGCUAUUGUAAUCAGGAGUCAAGUGAGAGGCGGGAUAAUUGAGUUUCGGUGUAUUCGGUAUGCUGGUCAGCUACUGAUGUGUUGUAGAUUAUCAAUGAGUUGGUAUUCAGACGAGACUACUUGUUGGCAUUUGAAUGUUCGAGUGACAUACCAGAUAGCAUUGGUGCCCAAAACUCAAAGGAAGUAAUCAACUGGAUGUGAUGCAGUGAGUGCUAACUAAUGAGACACAAGUAUCUAAUAUGAGUGUUAUGACUGACGUUGUGCAUAAUGUUCUUAAACAUUUUGAAGUGCUCAGACAGACGUUGUGACUGUUAGGAAACGGAGCUGGGAUGUGUUUCAUUGCAUUUGUUUUUGUCAAUGUACACAUAAUGAUAUAUGUGCAAUUGUUUGUUUCUAUGAAUGUGAAAAACGUAAUUUAGAGGGAGAAUGACUUUCGAUGAUACAGAGGGUUGUACAACAAUCAAUCAAGAAGAGGGGAAUAAAGAGAACAUGACGUUGAUUGCUCCACCGUUAUCAUCAUAUUCAACACCAGCAACAACAUCGACGAAGCCAAUUGUUAAUACUAUUUACAAUAAUCCAUUCGGUGGAGGAAUGAAUUCCUGUCGUCAUCAUCAUCAUCAUGAGAAGGAUGGUCUGCGUUUAAUGAGCUAUGAAUCCAAUGCAGAAUGGCAAUUGAAAUCUGACAGUAUUGUAACCGAUAACAAUAGAAUAUGGAAAGGAUAUGACGAUUUCAAUCGAAGCCUCAAUAUACAA
This is a messenger RNA of Trichobilharzia regenti, 945 nucleotides long. NCBI's taxonomy places the organism in Eukaryota, Metazoa, Platyhelminthes, Trematoda, Strigeidida, Schistosomatidae. The record is from the annotation of a GenBank genome assembly.